AUGGACCACAUUGAAAACUUUGAGAAGAUGUGUGGGUUCACUAAGGCGAAUGGAGUACCACCAGAUUACAUCAAGUGUACCCUGUUCCCUUUCUCUCUCGAUGGGAAGGCUGCUCGCUGGCUAGAUUCCCUACCCACUGGAUCGCUCACCACAUGGGAACAAGCCAGAUCCGCUUUCUUGAGCCAUUUCUACACGAAGUCAAAGACAUCAGCUCUGAGACAGAAGAUCGCCACCUUUAAACAGCUGGUAGAUGAGCCGUUCUGCGACGCUUGGGAGCGAUUCAACGUCUACCGCAGGGGGUGCCCACAUCACGGUUUUGAAGAAGACUAUCUACUCGGAGUGUUCUACGAUGGAGUAGGUUGGGAGUACAGGAAUGCUUUAAACUCAGCCAGUAAUGGAAAUUUCAUGACCCAAUCCACUCAAGGCGCUUUCGCGCUGAUUGAGAACAUGGCCUCAAGCUCAGCUGACAGCAACCGAGAGACUGACCGCACCCAAAAGGUGAACAGCAUCGACAAUAGCAAAAUAGAUGAGCUCUCUGCCAAGGUCGAUCAACUGAUAAAGAUUAAUCAGAACCAUGUCUUCAUCAUGGAAGAAUCCCCUCAGGAUAAAGGAACCACAGACACUACAUCAGAAGCAGACCAGGCGACUGAGGACCAUCAUGAGGUUAGCUAUGUGAAUGGACAAGGAUGGCAGUUCAAGAACUACCACCCGAACCCUAACGUGAGGAACAACCCCCACCUGUUCAACAACCCUAAACCCGAUGGUAACGCAGAAAAUGCUCAAGGCAAUCAGGUUCAGAACAGUGGCUACCAACGGGGGUAUGGAAAUCAAGGAAGAACAUUUGUCCUCAGCCCAGCUCAGAAUACUCAGUUCCACAACCAGAAACAACCGACUAACCAGCAGCCUGCACAGCCUGCUCAAACUGCUCCACAAGACGAGAUGAAGAGUCUUGCCAAUAAGAUGAGCCAGCUGCUCCAAGGACAGCAGAUCCAGGGAAAACACUGA
This is a messenger RNA of Brassica napus (rape), 1005 nucleotides long. RefSeq lists its product as uncharacterized. The record is from RefSeq and is a predicted model, not a curated record. The transcript has a single exon. The coding region runs from base 1 to 1005 and encodes 334 amino acids. Lineage: Eukaryota; Viridiplantae; Streptophyta; Magnoliopsida; Brassicales; Brassicaceae.